UGUAUAGGUCUAUGUACAUGUAUAUGUAUAUGUAUAGGUGCUCCUUUGCCCCCUCUGUCCUGUGAGUCCGCGCGGACGACGUGGGGGUCGUCGUGCAGAACCGCCGCAUUUUGCUGCGGCUCUGGCGCGUCUUCCGUGCUGCCGAGGUCCUUGCGGGGCUCUCCCUGAAGCUCCGCAAGUGCAAGGUCAUCCCCCUCUCAACGGCCCCUUCUGCCCUGAUCUCGCUGAGGCCACUCGCCGCUGGCUCGCGGAUGCGUUGCCUUCCUGGCGAGCCAUGGACAUCGUGCCCUUCUGCGCCAUCAUGGGCCUCGCCUCGUGGUCAGCGCUGCCCCCCAGCAGUAUGAUGGUGCUCAGCAUGGUGUUGCGCAUGCGGGCGGCGCUCACGACCCUCACGACCUGGAAGCCGCCCCUAGCCAAGCUCACGGCGAUGGUCGAGGAGCGCGGCACCCUGGCGGUGGUCGGGAGCGGGAGCCUCUCGCCGUUCUUUUGGCGCUCGACGCCGCUGGUCAUGCACGUGGAGGCGGCCUCGCGCGGCCACUUCGGCACGCGUGAGCUCUCUGAGGCUGCUGCCUGCGCCCUCGCAGCCCUCGAGAACCAGACUGGGCCUGAGAGGCUGCGUGUCCAGAGGCUUCUCUCCCCCUCCCUCCGUGUUUCGCUCUUCCCUGAUGGGGGGCCUGGCUCACGAGUGCUCGCCUACGUCGCUCCGAGGUUCGAGGCUGUCGCUUCUUUUGCGUUGGCUGCCGUGACGGCAUGUAUCAUUUCAUUCGCUGUUCAGUUUUGCGGGGCCUUGUGCAUCACCCUGCCGAGCCCCCUGCGCGCUUAGCCGCUCGCAUUGGCCUCUUUGGGGCACCGUUUCCUGAAGAGGUGGAGCGGAUUCUGCGCGCUUAUCACAUGUGCAAUGUUGUGCGCGCGGCUCCUGACCCUGGCCCUCUCGAUUCCGAGGCUGCCAGAGACCGCUUCUAUUGUGCUUUCCGCAGGGUUACACAGGCCCUGGUAGACCACUCCCGAGCGCCCUUCUAGUCUUAGUCGGACGUUCUGACCUGGAUGUCCAAGGUACG
This is a messenger RNA of Prorocentrum cordatum, 1058 nucleotides long. The record is from the annotation of a GenBank genome assembly. Lineage: Eukaryota; Dinophyceae; Prorocentrales; Prorocentraceae.